CCGCAGGUCGUCAGGUCCAGUUUGGUAUUUGGAUUCGCUGAGUACGAAAGAGUUCGAGAAGGGGCUUUUAGAACCUUUUCUGGGUCGAUCGAGAAGCGUAGGCUUUACUACUGGGUCAGUUCGGAAGCUUCUCCUUACUACGAUUCUGGGUCCUUCUUCUUUCGUUGAGGUCACUUCUCCUCUUCCACAGCCGCAGAAACCAAUCAAUCAAUCAAUCAAACCAGGUACCUCGUACGACAGUCACAGUUUGUAGUUUUCAGAAUGGUACUUCUGCCUUGUCUUGUUUUUGGGUUCGUUUGAUUGCAUCGAAUUGUGUCCAAAGCGCAUGCCUUUAUCAUAGUUGUAUUGGUUUCUGUGAUUAUUGAAUUGGAGAUUCAGAAACUUAAGAGUUAAUAUUGGCUAUGUGGGUGAUGAGAGUUGAUUAUGUUGUUGCUUUGUUGAACUGAGGUUUGUGGGUUACAUAGUGUUGAGGUUGUUGUUGUAUGCUCUUGUAAUGGCACUUGCAUUGGUCCGGAACCUACAGAACGUUUGGCCCUUUUCGGUACUCAAACCCAAUGACCUUAAGUUAUCUAAUGAAUUAGUAGGAAGACUUGGGAUAUCGGAACACACGAAGCAAUUUGUUUAUGCGGUUCGUGAGCCUGAGACGGGGUCGGUGAUUUACAUAUUGUCAGCCCAGAGUUUAUCAGAGUGGUCAGCAUUGGAUGUGGAGUGUUUGAUCAGGGAGGUGAAACCUGAUGCGGUCAUUGCGCAGGUGGAUGUUUCGACCAUGACUGAGAAGAUUGUAUCAAGAGGUGGCGUUGACAACUCAGUUCCCACUUCGUCGUUUGAGGUUCUGAAACGGUGUUUUCUGGAGAAGGUGAAUAAGGAUAAGUACGAGAGUCUUGCAGGAGAAUUGGUUUUAGAAGAGAUUUUUGGGGUCGGUUUUCAUGGACAUUUUUUGGCGGCUAGAAGGGUGGCUCAGGAAAUUGGGUCAUCAUUCUUGGUACUUGAAUUUCCGUCUGGAAAAAAUUCUGAUGAUGAGGAUACCUCAGGUGAAGUUGAGGCAGUACCAAAGUUUCAAGGUUUAGCUAGUAGUUUGGUUCCACAGAAAUUGUGUUCAGUUGGUUCAUUGAGUUUGAAGAGGUUUCACCUAACCAAUGAUGUGCAGUCACAGAUGGUGAAGUUGUUAUGUCCAUACAUAGAUAAAUCAAUAUUGAGGCUAAGUCCAUCCAGUUCUGUUUCCGAGGCGGGGUCAAAAUCCAUUCUGCCACUAUCUAGUUAUGAGGCCCCACAAUUUGCUCAGUCCUUUUACCCAUUACUUGUUGAUCUAUAUAACAUAUUUAUUGAUCUUCCAUCAAUGGGAAAGGUUUUAGCUCAUGCGCAAAAGAUGCUUUAUGAUGUGAACAAGGGUGUUGCUGUAGAUGCCAAAGACAUAAAUGAAGUAUAUGCCUUCCGCAUUGCUGUCGAGGGGCUGAGAAUUUCUUUCAACAAUGCUGGUCGGCUUCCCAUCAAUAAAAUAAGGAAUCCCAACUUGAGUAAGAUUCAAUUUUCCGAUCUUCCAGUUGAGGACAAAUCUCAAGCUCUCUUCGCACAGGCCCUUCGGAGCCAGACUAAGAAGUUUAAUACCGUAGUUGCAGUAGUGGAUGCUAGUUGCCUAGCAGGUCUCCGAAAACACUGGAAUACUCCUGUUCCUGUAGAGGUAAAUGAAUUGGUUGGACAGCUUAUUACUGAUUGUGAAGGUGAGGGGGGAAUGUCUAAUUAUACUGAGAAGAAGAGCUUAAUAAGCGGUAAACCAUUGGUGGCAGUUGGGGCCGGGGCAACAGCAGUUUUAGGAGCCUCUUCACUCUCUAAGGUUGUUCCUGCUUCGACCUUUAUGAAGGUUGUGACUUCCAAAGUUCCUGCAUCGAUCUUGCUCAAGGUUGUGACUCUCAAAGUUCCUUCUUCACUUCAACUUUUUAUAAGCCAAACCCAUAAGACCGUGGGACUUUCCCUCAGUAAGAUUCUUGGCACAUCAAAAAUGGUAGUUCCAAGUCUUGCGAGUUCUGGAGUCAAAUCAACAACUGUAUUGAAAGCAACUGCAUCUGCUGAGAAGUUCCGGGCAGUUGCCCACAGUGUUAUAGCCAGUGCUGAGAAUACGAGCAUUUCAGCAAUGAGAACAGCAUUUUAUCAUAUAAUGAGGAAACGGCAGGUUCGGCCAAUUGGUGUCCUGCCAUGGGCUACAUUUGGAUGUAGUAUUGCAACUUGUGCUGGGUUAUUUGCAUAUGGAGAUGGGAUUGAAUGUGCAGCUGAAUCUGUUCCUGAAGCUCCAUCAAUUGCCAGUUUGGGUCGUGGAAUUCAAGGUUUACACCUGGCAUCGCAGGAAGUGAUGCAGAGAGAUGGCACCAAAGUACAAAGAUCUAUUGACUCACUAUUGUAUAGUUUGAGGAAAGUCAGAGUUCAAUAGAAGGGUAUUGCUUCUAUCUAUGUAUCUGGCAGUUUUUAGGUAAGUAGGU
Molecule: messenger RNA, 2471 nt
Organism: Argentina anserina (silverweed cinquefoil)
Lineage: Eukaryota; Viridiplantae; Streptophyta; Magnoliopsida; Rosales; Rosaceae
Exons: 2
Coding region: 494-2422 (642 amino acids)
Source: RefSeq, a predicted model, not a curated record